AUGUUUGCUGUAAACGAAACAACUCCACUGAUGCUUAUAUACGAUGAUAGCGAGCCAAGCAGUUCUACGCCUUUCUAUGAAGCAAUGAACCCGAAGGUCACCCCCAACGACAUCCAAAACAGUGUGAAAGAGGACAACGGCAACAGGAAAUACCGUGUCCAUGAAAUGGUGUACAUGAUCUGCAACAAUGCUAAGACAAUGAGCAAUUACAAUAAGACUAUAGUGACAGAAUUUAUCAUCAUUGGUUUUAAGAACCUUCAUCAGGUCAGAACAUUACUGUUUAUUUUCCUGCUUCUUACCUACAUUGCGAUUUUCAUUGGGAAUUUCUUUAUUGUUACUUUGGUGCCAUUUUUUACCCACCUCCAUACUCCCAUGUACUUCUUUCUGGGUAACCUUUCCUUAUCAGAUAUUUUGAUAACAACAAAUCUCAUACCCAACAUGCUACACAUAAUCUGGACAGAAGAAGGUUCCAUGCCAAUCACUGACUGCAUAGUGCAAUUCUACAUUUUUGGUUCUCUCACAGCUACAGAGUGUUUAUUACUAACGGUGAUGUCUUAUGAUCGCUACUUGGCCAUAUGCAGCCCAUUACGUUAUUCUUCGAUCAUGACCAUUCCUCAUUGUCGUUAUCUUAUAGUUUUUUCUUGGCUACUUGGAUUUACUCCCACUCUACCAGUUGCUAUUUGUCUAUCAAAGUUGCUGUUCUGUAACCUUAACUCUAUUGAUCAUUUCUUUUGUGACCUUGCCCCAUUCCUGGAACUUGCAUGCUCAGACAUCACAUUAGUAAAAUUUGUAUCCUUUAUUUUGUCUUUUCUUGUUACAGUCUUCCCAUUUUUUAUUAUUCUAACAUCUUAUGCUUUUAUAAUAUACACAAUUGUCAGGAUGCAGUCGGAGAAAGGACGACAGAAAGCCUUUUCCACAUGUAGCUCUCAUCUUACUGUGGUUUUCAUGUACUAUGGAACUUUAUUCAUUCUGUAUGGGGUUCCUUCACAAAAGCAUUCGCUAGAAAUCAACAAACUACUUUCACUCUUGUACACUAUUGUCACACCUUUACUUAAUCCUGUUAUAUAUUCGCUAAAAAAUAAAGAUUUUGCUGAAGCUGCUGAAAAAAUGUUUAAAAAAACGUUUAAAAAAUAA
Messenger RNA from Spea bombifrons (plains spadefoot toad), 1134 nucleotides. RefSeq names its product olfactory receptor 11A1-like. The transcript has 3 exons. Gene Ontology annotation, cellular component: membrane. Bases 1 to 1134 code for a protein of 377 amino acids. Gene Ontology annotation, biological process: G protein-coupled receptor signaling pathway. NCBI's taxonomy places the organism in Eukaryota, Metazoa, Chordata, Amphibia, Anura, Pelobatidae. The record is from RefSeq and is a predicted model, not a curated record. Gene Ontology annotation, molecular function: olfactory receptor activity; G protein-coupled receptor activity.